AUGGCAGAUUGGUCCCUGCUUCCGAAUGACAUACUCGAACUAAUUGUUAGUCAUUUUGAGACAUCUUUCGAGAUCGUCCUCUUCCGAUCCGUCUGCAGCUCAUAGCGGUCCGUUAUACCUCCACUAGAUCAUCAUUCCCGCUGUUUAGGUAUCAAAACUCAUGAUAUACCGUUCAAUGCCGGCUUUUCGUUACACGGCCAACCUCCGUUUAAUAGCGGUGAUAAAUGCACACUAAAACAGAUCUCUGUUUAUCUCGUGAGAUUCCAGACUCCAUUUGGUGAUGAUUAUCUAUUGGCAGAGAUGCGUGAGAGAGAGUUUGAGGAACCCAUGUUAAUGUUGUCGCCCUUGUCAUCUAAUGGUAUCAUAUAUGGAUUUGGAAUAUAUAAAGUGUUGUUCAACUCUCUUACCUCACCAAUUAUCCCAUUUGGACAUUACUACGAGAUAACCUACUUCGAGAUGCAACACAUUCAUUACCGCUAUGGAUUACCCUAUCAUUUAUGGGAUGGAGUAGAUUGGGUGGAGACUUCCGAGAGAGUUGCAUUUCUUAAACUGCAUAGUGAAGAUCGCAGAGAUUUUGCGGUGCUUCUUGAUGGAGGAACGACCAAUUUGGUGAUGUAUAGAAGCCGUAACAUGAGUUGGACUCAAGUUGUGGACCAUCCUGAAACGUGUUCAUAUCAAGAUAUGGUUGCAUUCAAAGGAAAGUUUUAUGUUGUUGAUUCAAGUGGAUGGGGACGGGUCUUUGUUGUCGAACUUUCUUUGGAAGUUACGGAGAUCCCCUCAGUCAGAGGAUCGCAAGAGUCUUCUAAAGAAAGUCUAGUGCUGUCAGGCGAGGAGUUGUUGCUAGUGCAACGGUUCACACCAGGGUGGCGUCAUGGUGAAUAUAUAUAUACAUGGUUCAGAGUGUUUAGACUUGAUGAAGAAGGAGGGAGGGUAAAGUGGGUUCAAGUUAAUGACUUGAACGACCGAGUGAUCUUUCUUGGAUUUCACACGAAUUUUUGCUGCUCGGUACAUAAGCUCCCGGGUGCAAAGGAGAAUUGCGUUGUGUUUAUUGAUUCGGAUGAUGAUUACAUCUAUGACAAUGACGCAAUCCUUAUGUUUGACUUAAGAACCAGAAGAAUUAGUACUGUUAAUGAAUGCAAAGGCUACAUGGGUGUGUUCGGUGCAAAUCUUGAAUCUUUGGUGUCUUGUGGACUUGUGAGUUGUGACCAUGCCAGACCCAACGAGAAGCUUUGA
Molecule: messenger RNA, 1233 nt
Organism: Arabidopsis lyrata subsp. lyrata
Lineage: Eukaryota; Viridiplantae; Streptophyta; Magnoliopsida; Brassicales; Brassicaceae
Product: putative F-box protein At2g16290
Source: RefSeq, a predicted model, not a curated record